Rhizophagus irregularis DAOM 181602=DAOM 197198 is the source of this 1272-nucleotide messenger RNA. RefSeq lists its product as uncharacterized. NCBI's taxonomy places the organism in Eukaryota, Fungi, Glomeromycota, Glomeromycetes, Glomerales, Glomeraceae. The record is from RefSeq and is a predicted model, not a curated record.
AAGAAGGACGGAAAAUUCAUUUUUAAGAAAUCUAAUGUUCCAUCAAAAAUCUUGGAAAAUAUUUUUAGAUUUUUAUAUUGUGGGAAGAUUGAUUUAAGUGUUGAAAGUGCUUCAGAUAUUGUGACUUUAUUAACAAUGGCAAAUGAAUUCGAAUUACAUUCACUUGUUAAAUAUAUUCAAGAAUUUUUAAUUGAUAAUCAGAAAGAAUUUAUCAAAAAUAAUGCGAUUAAAUUUCUUGAAAAUAUUUUUCAAAGUGAAACUUUUGAACUUAUAAGAAAUUAUUGUUUAAAAAUAACUUAUGAUACUCCAGAGUUAUUAUUUGAAAAAAAUACUUUUUUAAGAUCGUCAUCCCAAAUGAUCGAAUUCAUUCUCAAACAAGAAAAUAUUGCAUUAGAUGAAAUUGAAAUUUGGAAUAAUUUGAUAAAAUGGUCAUAUGCUCAAAAUCCUGAUAUUGAUCAAGAUCCUUCAAAGUGGACCAAUGAUGAUAUUGAAGUAAUGAAACGAACCACACAUAGAUUAAUUCCAUUAAUUAGAUUCCAAGAUAUUUCUUCUGAUGAUUAUUAUGAGAAAGUAUUUCCUUAUGAAGAAUUACUACCAAAAAAACUGAAGGGUGAAAUCAUGCAAUUUUAUUUAGUAUCUAAUAACAUAACAAAAAUUAUUAGCUCAUUACCAUCAAGAUCAAGAAGACCUAAACGACAAUUGGGGUAUAAUUCAGUUAUUAUUACUAAGUCUCAACAUUUUGAUAUUUUUGCUAGUUGGAUCGAAAAGAAAAAUAGUUCUUAUUAUAACGUAAGAAAUAUUCCAUAUAAAUUCAAUUUACUUUAUCGUGCUAGUAGAGAUGGUAACACAGCUGCAGCAUUCCAUAAUCUAUGUGAUAAUAAAGGACCUACAAUACUUAUAGCAAAAAUUACAAAUUCAGAACAAAUAGUUGGAGGGUAUAAUCCAUUGGACUGGAAGCCGAUUUUAAAUAAUGAUAAUUAUUAUAAGCCAACAAAUGAUAGUUUUAUUUUCUCAUUUGCAGAUAGAAAUAACUUUCAAACUGCAAAAGUAAGUUAUCCGAAAGAAGAUCAACAACAAUAUUCUAUACUUGGUAUGUCAGAUUAUGGGCCUAUAUUUGGUUUUGGCUUUGAUUUAUGGUGUUAAAAUAAUGGUGCCUGGUGUUGUAAUCCACGUACUUAUUAUUCAAUUGAUUUACCACGUAAUUUCAAUGCGAAUGAUUAUGAAGUAUUUCAAGUUGUUAAAAAUUAAGUCAUAUAUUUUUUUGUUCUAUAU